GAUUCGAGUCUUGUGACAGUGCGGCGAGCAGGAAAAAACGUCGCUUGAGCUGAUAAGGAGUUUCCGUCGUUAAGUCAUCCAGAUUUCUCUCACAAACGAGAGAAAUCAAAAAAAGUUAGCUAUGGCGCAUCUUUAGGACAUUUGACCGUCUUAAUAACAUUCCUGUCCCUCACACAGACGCUGUAAGAGCGGGUUGAAGUCGCAUGGGGAGAGCGGAGGAACUUUCAUCUGAUCUCUGUUUUGGUUUUUGUUUGUGUUAGUCCAGUGAUCAUCCACCUUAAAGCAACUCGAGAAGAUUCCGUGUUAGUUUGGUGAAGUGGACAGGACGCCCCAGACCGAAUAUGGAUACUAAACCUCUUCUCCAGGACAGACCUCCAGCGUACAACACAGUCCCGGCCGCGUACGACCACGGCUCGAUCCCCGCGGCCGCUGCACCCGCCGCCGGCUUCCAGCCUCAGGCUCCGCCGCCGUACCAAGGUUUCCCAGCUGCCACGUCAGGUUUCCCAGCAGCGCCUGUCGCCGUAGCCGCCCAGCCAGCCUACACCAGCACCUACACCAUCGUCCAGCCCUCUGUGGUGGUGGUGGGGGGAUGUCCCGCCUGCAGGGUCGGCGUGCUGGAGGAUGAUUUCACCUGUCUGGGAAUCAUGUGUGCCAUAUUCUUCUUUCCUCUGGGAAUUCUCUUCUGCCUGGCCCUGCGUCAGAGGAGAUGUCCAAACUGUGGAGCCACUUUCGGCUAGAGGGACCAAAACCCAGUCGACAUCUUUUUUAAAAAAAAAAUCAGUUUUAAGCAUCAGCAUAGUUUAUUCCUAAUCAACCGCACAUAAACGCCAAACGUCGCUUACGUAACUACGAUAAAUGACAGAUCCAAAUAGUAACCAGCCACAAACUCUUUGAUUAUCUUGAGAAGGUGCAUGUGACGGGCUGGCCAUGUUUAUAGUUUUUACAUGCCUCGCAAGCACUAUUUGCCAUUUUUUUUGUUCUUUAUUUAAGAUCUUAAAGCCAGUCUCCAGUCGUCUAAUCACUAGUGCCUUUAUGAUGGCAGAGAGAGCAUGAACUGAACGAGCCGGGACUCACUGAGGGGAAAUCCCACACGACUCUGGACAAACGCCGACUCACUUUGAGUAACAUUGUGUGUUGUGUAAAUUAAACAUUUGAUUCGCUUCACUCAUGUAUUUUCACUUCCGUCACACAACGUUUGCUCUCGUGUCUAGAAAUAAGCAUCACUGUUGUUUCUUUUUUUGUUGACCAUAAUAUGCUCCCUAAUCAGUUAGUUAAGAUCAAAAAGCAUCUUCUGUAUUAAUUUUUUGUGCUCGAUUUAAAAACACUGUGUUAUUUGUAUAUUUUGGAUUUAUGAAUCAGUUCUAGACCACAUUCUUUCUCGAGGGUUUGUUAUUUCGGGGUCCAUGUUAUCGUCGUACUGCACUGAUGAUUAAUGUUAUAUGUGCUGGGUUUUCUGAAAGCAUCUUGGGGUAAAUAUGCAGUUAUGUUUCACUCGCUGGACCUCAGCCAUCUCCAGGUUAAACUAAAAACCUGCAAUAAACAAGGGAAGUUGGCAUCUAGACAAUGUGAUACGUCACCAAAGGACAUGUGGUUACUCUUUGACAAUGGAAUUUUUUUUUUUUCAGUGACCGACAAUCAGUCUUGGACGUGUCUGGUGUGAUUUCUUUCAUGAUGUGCUCAUACCAUACACUAGACACACUGUUAGGAUCAGUUAGAACUUUUCUACAUUAAGAAAGAUUGUAAAUAAAUUCUACAAGUGUUGCUUUUUGUGUUGGUUGCUUAUAUUGGACGUUCUAGAAAUGUCAGUGUAUUAGAACAUUUUGAACUUCCUCAUCAAACUUAUCAGAUCUUAUAUAUUACGAAUUUAUUUCCAUUUUAGAGUUGAUCAAAAGUGACGGUAAACAUUUAUAAUGUUAUAAUUUCAAAUAAACCCUGUUCUUCAUUCAUAUUCUACUGAA
Cyprinus carpio (common carp) is the source of this 1958-nucleotide messenger RNA. It is a transcript of the gene bri3, whose product is annotated as brain protein I3. NCBI's taxonomy places the organism in Eukaryota, Metazoa, Chordata, Actinopteri, Cypriniformes, Cyprinidae. The record is from RefSeq and is a predicted model, not a curated record.